Messenger RNA from Drosophila busckii, 2495 nucleotides. It is a transcript of the gene PRAS40, whose product is annotated as serine/threonine-protein kinase pakD. Bases 319 to 2064 code for a protein of 581 amino acids. Lineage: Eukaryota; Metazoa; Arthropoda; Insecta; Diptera; Drosophilidae. The record is from RefSeq and is a predicted model, not a curated record. The transcript has 4 exons. Gene Ontology annotation, biological process: negative regulation of TOR signaling; negative regulation of protein kinase activity; neurotrophin TRK receptor signaling pathway. Gene Ontology annotation, cellular component: cytoplasm.
UUUUGUUGCCGACGAGUGCGGGGGUGUUUUGUGUUGCUUUUGAAAGUUUAAACAAUAAGCAAAACGGUAAAGUUAACGCGCGAGGCGCGAGUCAAAUAUUAAGCAAUUGAACGGCCUCAGCGUGAAAUGUGCGUGCAGACUGUUUAUUUGUGAUAUUAAAAGCGCUGCGUCGUCGCUUAACCAAACCACAAAGCCGAAACAGAAACAGAAUAAAAACAAAAAACGAAGAAGUACCAUAACACUCAAAUUGUGCAAUUUACUGUAAAGUUGUGAAUUAAAAUUAAAGUCAGAGAGUUGUGUAAAGUAACCGCUGCCAAAAUGAUCGCAUGUAAAUGUAUGAACUUUAUUGGUUCUUUGCCGCAGCUGCAUAAUUUGGGACUGCAAGCGGCUGAGAGUGUCAAUAGCAAUAUUAAUAACAACAACAAUAGCAAUGGAAUUGCCGGCGAUGCUUCUCAAAUAGGACGACUUAUAUCAAUUGAAGCGAGCAUACAAAAAGCCUUUGAGCAAACGGCACCAAGGGAUUUUAUACACUAUGGAGCCUUUAUGGAUUUUUUCUCCAACGCAAUUGGACCUGUGCCAGAUCUAAGAGAGCAUAUUAGCCAAGUUGGUUUAAUCUAUGGGCUGCCCUUGGUGAGCAACAACUGGAUGAUCUACUUCUGUAUCAAUUGCAAGACGGUGAUUUGUGCCAAGCGCAUGAUUAGCGCUCCCGUAUACUUUGUGAAUUCCGAGCUGCUGUGCAUCGAGGAACAACUGAAGCAGCGUCGCAGUGACAAAUCGUAUUCGGAGAUAUUUGAUGUGGUCAUCAUAGAUCAUGGCGAUACGGGCUCUAGCGCAGGUGUGGCGCAUUCCGCCUCCAAUCUGAGCAUUGGCUCGCUGUCGACUCAUGCGCCGGGGGAUGGACGGCAGCAGCGUUUGCGUCAAAUGCAGACGGAUCUGCAGGCGCGCUUGCAAGCAGAAAUCAAAAAGACCAAUGAAUCCAUUGAACGUUAUACAGAGCAGCAAUUUGCGCUGCUGAAGAGUUUCAGCGAGAAGUGUGAGCAGGAGGGUGCGCAGCUGAUGUGCCUUAUACAGCACUUACCUGAGCAGGUCAAUGAGCUGUUGGAUGGCGGCAGGCCGCUUGUCCUGGAAGUCAUUGGCGCUGGCAAUGGCCUUAACGCAGGCGCUUGGCCUGGUGCGCGUCGUCGCAACACCAUCAGCAGUCGCCGCGACUUGGGUGUGCCAGCACCACCCACACCAACAACGCCCACUAUGGCGCUAGCGCAGCCACCCGCCUUCAUAACAGCAUCCCAGGAGCAGCAGUCGCAGCCAACGCUCAAUGCUUCCAUAUUUGCAACCAUACGCAAAAUGUCCAAUUUUGAUACACCACCCGCAACGCCAGAGUAUACGCCCAUGAGCGUGGGCAACAGUCCCACCUUCAGGCAGCAGCAGCAACAGCAACAGCAACAGCAACAGCAACAACAACAACAACAACAACAACAGCAGUUAACAACAAGCCAGGCCAAUAGCAAUGCCUUGCCGCAGUCAAUGACAGCUACGCUGGGCGCUGAGGACGCCGACGACUGCCUAUUUGAUUUGGAGGACAUUGAUGCGCCACGUCAGGCGCUGGAUGAGGAGCACUCGGUGCUGUUGUACAGACAGCAACAGCAACAACAUCAGCAGCAUAUCCAGCGUUCCCAGCAGCAGCAGAAAAGGCAGCAACAGCGUCAGCGCCAAUUGCAUCAGCAGCAGCAAGAAGAAGACAUGAGCGAUGCCGACGAGGCGGAAGAUGCCCUUGAUUUGGACAGCUCAAUGCCGAUACCCAUGCGCACCGGCGCUGGGCGUCCCACACCGGCGCAGCUUAUGAAUUUUGCCAAGAGUCUGCCCAUUGAGAUUGCCAACUCGCCGCUGGCUCAUGCUCAUUCACCGGCACAGCGUGCCAAUAACAACAACUUUGUGCUCGAUGGCGAGGAGGUACCUGACAACACGGUGGACAUAGCAGCCAGCAUUAAGGCUCUCGCCAAGAGUGUGCAUGGCGAGGCUGUCUUUGGCGAUUUGCCGCGUCCGCGCCUGCGCUCGCAGAUUUAGAAACUAGCCAAGCACAUGCACACACACAAACAUACAAACAGAGAAACAUGCGAGCAGCCAGGCUUACCUUUUUUUAUAUUACAUGCUAAAGGAAUUAGUUAACGAAAGUUGUUGACAAAGUUAUUUACGCUACCUGCCGCAUAUGUAAACAUAUUUGAUAAGUUCUUUGUAUGAAAUAUGCAAUGGAUUAGUCAGAUCUUUGAAUCGUUGCAAUUUUCAAAAUGAAAUGAUCUUAAAUCAUUUAGAGAAACAAAUUGUGUGCUUUAUAAACUAAAACAUGAACUAAGAAGUAUGCAACUGCUUUCAAAAUUUUGCUAAUUCGUAAUGAAGUCAAUCGAAAAUGAAUGAUUUAUUGACAUAUACACACACACAUACAGACACACACCAACACACACAUACAUAAAAUUAAGCAAAACAACAACAAACUAAAU